Molecule: messenger RNA, 2934 nt
Organism: Ostrea edulis (European flat oyster)
Lineage: Eukaryota; Metazoa; Mollusca; Bivalvia; Ostreida; Ostreidae
Exons: 14
Coding region: 116-2575 (819 amino acids)
Biological process (GO): adenylate cyclase-modulating G protein-coupled receptor signaling pathway
Cellular component (GO): heterotrimeric G-protein complex
Molecular function (GO): GTP binding; GTPase activity; G-protein beta/gamma-subunit complex binding
Source: RefSeq, a predicted model, not a curated record
UACAAUAUUUAGAAAUUUCAACGUUGAUUUUACUGUUCAAGGACUGUGUGUUAUUCAUAGUAAUUACGGAUUAUGUUGUGAUGCACUUAACAUUCUUGGGAUAAAAGGACUUAAAAUGCAAGAAAAAAUCAAGUCAAUAUUCCGACCUGCUUGUGAGGAUCGCUUUAAUUGCUAUCAGUCAUCUGAAGAAGCCAAGAAAGCAAAGCUAAGGAACAAACAAAUCAGCAAAAUUCUGAAGCAGCAUAAAAAAGAAGAGCUGAGGAAACUGAAAAUCCUGUUGCUUGGGACUGCUGAAUCUGGUAAAAGCACAAUUACGAAACAAAUGAAAAUAAUCCACAGCAAUGGAUUUGACAUGAGUGAACGAUUAGAGAAAAUUUCGGACAUCAGAAGAAAUAUCCAACAGUCUAUUGUGGUGUUAUUAUCAGCCAUGGAUAAACUGGACAUCCCUUUUGAAAACGAGGGGAAUAAAGAGAGCCGAGAUUUUAUUAUGAGUGAAGCUGGAGACCCAGAGAGUCACAGACGAAAUGAAUGUCUGGAUCAUGCUGAAAAACUGUGGGCUGAUGCCGGAGUUAAGACAUGUUACAGCAGAUCUCACAAGUUCCAAUUGAUUGAUUGCGCUAAAUACUUUCUUGACAAAAUCUCUGAAAUCAAAAGUCCUGCCUAUGUACCCUCUGACCAGGACAUCCUCAGGUGUCGAAGUUUGACAACAUCGAUUCAACAUACCGAAUUCGAAGUCCCUGAUGGAGGUCAUCAGGUGAAAUUCGAUGUUUACGAUGUUGGUGGACAACAGGGGGAACGAAAAAAGUGGAUCCAAGUGUUUGACAGUGUGACGGCCAUUCUUUUCGUUGUGGACUGUAGCAGUUUCGACCAAACACUUCGUGAAGAUCCAACAAAGAACAGACUUCUGGAAGCCUUAGAGAACUUUGAACAAGUGUGGAACAAUCGAUUUCUGAAAUAUGUAUCCGUUCUUCUGUUCAUUAACAAAAUUGACGUCUUAGCAGAGAAAAUUGCCCGUGGACGUGAUAUCUCAGAGCUUACCAAAAUGUAUCCAGAAAUGUUCCCGGAUUUUGAAACAUUUACUCCAUCAAAAUCUGACAUCUUGGAGUUCCUGGAGGCCUAUCCGUCUUACAGCAGUGAAAGUCACAAGAAAUCCAGGUCCAUUUCACGCUGCGACGUCCACCCCGACACGGUUAAAACAGCCGCCUACAUUAAGCACCUCUUCAUGAAAAUUGUCAGUGGAGAGUUGCAGCUUAAAGAACGAAUCACAACACAUACACCAAACUGGCACGAUGGUCACAGCUGUGAAUACUUCUAUACAUGUGCAAUCGACACGAACAAUGUGCAAAGAUCUACUGAAGAAGCUAAAAAGGCCAAACUCAGAAACAAACAGAUCUCCAAGGCUCUGAAACAACAUAAAAAGGAGGAGUUGAAGAAACUUAAGAUCCUGCUUCUUGGAACCGCAGAAUCUGGAAAAAGCACAGUUACCAAACAAAUGAAGAUAAUCCACAGGAAUGGAUUUGAAAUUAGCGAGCGUCUAGAGAAAAUUUCUGAUAUUAGGAGGAACAUCCAACAGUCCAUUGUAGUAUUGUUAACAGCCAUGAGUAAAAUGGAAAUAACCUUAGCUCACAAAGAAAAUGAGGAGAGCAGACAAAUCAUUCUGAGUCAAGCUGGGGAUCCCGAAAGCCAUAGAACAAAUGAGUUCCUUGAUCAUACUGAAAAACUUUGGGCCGACGCUGGUGUUCAAGAAUGUUACAGAAGAUCUCACGGGUUUCAGCUGAUUGAUUGUGCCAAAUACUUUCUUGACAAAAUCUCUGAAAUCAAAAGUCCUGCCUAUGUACCCUCUGACCAGGACAUCCUCAGGUGUCGAAGUUUGACAACAUCGAUUCAACAUACCGAAUUCGAGGUCCCUGAUGGAGGUCAUCAGGUGAAAUUCGAUGUUUACGAUGUUGGUGGACAACAAGGAGAAAGAAAGAAGUGGAUCCAAGUGUUUGACAAUGUGACGGCCAUUCUUUUCGUUGUGGACUGUAGCAGUUUCGACCAAACACUUCGUGAAGAUCCAACAAAGAACAGACUUCUGGAAGCCUUAGAGAACUUUGAACAAGUGUGGAACAAUCGAUUUCUGAAAUAUGUAUCCGUUCUUCUGUUCAUUAAUAAAAUUGAUGUACUGGCCGAGAAAAUUGCGCGUGGACGUGACAUCUCAGAGCUUACCAAAAUGUAUCCCGAUAUUUUCCCAGAUUUCAAGAACUUCACCCCAUCAAAAUCAGAAAUUAUGGAAUUCCUUGAGGCUUUUCCAAAGUACAACACCGAUUUGAACAAGACUUCUCCACUAAGACAAGAAGUCCACCCAGACACAGCCAAGACUGCCAUAUACAUCAAACACUUGUUUAUGAAAAUUGUAAAAGGAGAGUUACAGCUGAAAGAACGAGUCUCCAAACGUGACUUGGAAUGGCAUGGUGGACAUAGCUGUGAAUGCUUUUACACAUGUGCUAUUGACACAAACAAUGUUCAGAAAGUUCUCAAUGGAUGUCGCUCCUUGAUCAUUCGGAAUCAUUUGAGGAGAUAUGGAAUACUCUAACUUCGUGAACUGUGAUACAUAUACAGAAAUAUGGACUAACUUAUGAAAAAGAAGCGACUGUGAUAAUUAAAUUGAUAGUUAUGCAAUAUCCUGACAUUCCGUCCACUAAUUAAUUCACCAGUUUGAUUGGUGUGUAUCAUCAGUCCCAAGGAUGCCUUAUUCAUAUACGGAAUUUUCCAUGUGAAUAGGGAUCCUUAUCCACAUAGCACGUAUAACGCCAAAUCAGGGAUCUUUUUAUUUAUUUCACUUUUGUUCCAUUUUGAACAAAUUUGAACAUUUACGUUUAUUGUUAUUUUACACUAUUUUACAAUUUUUUACACGUUGUUUUCUUUAAUAAAUUUCCAUUGUGAUAUAUUUGC